Molecule: messenger RNA, 1834 nt
Organism: Eleginops maclovinus (Patagonian blennie)
Lineage: Eukaryota; Metazoa; Chordata; Actinopteri; Perciformes; Eleginopidae
Gene: lratd1
Product: LRAT domain containing 1
Exons: 2
Coding region: 211-999 (262 amino acids)
Biological process (GO): cell morphogenesis; cell motility
Source: RefSeq, a predicted model, not a curated record
GUGAAGUACUAGCACGCACGACAGCCGGAGCGCCCGGUGCGCGGUGCGAAGAGUGAGAGACACAAGUGUGAGAAGAAAGAGGGAAGAAGAAAAGAAGGAGGACAGAGGACCUUGCAGCCCUCUGUACUCAUGGACCACAAGGAUAUUUAACCAUUUGCCCGGGGAGCGCACAGACACCGCAGUCCAUGCCUCUGCCUUGCCAGGUCAUUGAUGGGAAAUCAACUGGAUCGGAUCACCCACCUCAACUACAGCGAGCUGCCCACGGGGGAUCCGUCCGGGCUGGAGAAGGACGAGCUUCGGGUCGGCGUCGCCUACUUCUUCUCUGACGAAGAGGAGGAGGUGGACGACCGCACUCCGUCCGACUGCGGCUUCACCAAGGACCACAGCCCGGCCGAGGAGGGACCCUUCUCGGUCAGCGAGGUGGAGUACUCAGCUUUCUGCUCCCAGGAAUGCAUCUUUUCCAAGCUGCAGGAAAACGAGGACUUGAAUGUGUACGCGGCCAAAACUUUGCUGACUAUGUGCAAACCGGGGGACCUGCUCGAACUGGUGGCCACGGCGCAAGCCCCCCACUGGGCCAUAUACGAGCAGGAAGACCAGGUCAUUCACCUGCACAAGGGUGAGAUCCGCAAGGACAGCCUGCUUGAGAUCAGCAGUGGGCGCCACGGGAGGAUAGUGAACAAUCGGUACCGGUACCGGCCGCUUCCCCCUGACCUAGUAAUGCAGAACGCAGUGGGACACCUGGGCCUGAGCAGCGAGGAGAUAUGCUGGACCAACUCGGAAAGUUUCGCAGCUUGGUGUCGCUUUGGGAAACGGGAGUUCAAAGCUGGGGGAGAGGUGCACUCCGCGGAGCAGCAGUAUUUCCUCAAAGUGCAUCUGUCCGGCAGUGGGGUGCACACUCUGGUCUUUCGCAGCCUGGAGGACAUGAUCCGGGAGAGGAGGCGAGUGGACGCCAGUGGAAUUCUCAAAGAGCUGUCUUUAGUUAACGGGGGCAAGGAGUGAUCAGGGAUUCUGUUUGAUACCCCCCCUCCCCCCUUUACCAUUUCUCCAACACCCCCUCCCGGUUGCGCACGGACGCACAAGCAACGGCACACACAAGCACACAGACAGACGCAAACACAUGCAAGGACCUGUUGGUUUGGACUGUCUGUUUGUUACGGAUGGACCCGGGGCUGCGUCUGGACUACAGGCGCUCUGUGGAAUUUGCAUUAAAUGUGCAUUAGUGUUGAAAACUGCGAGAGAGCGGCCAUAUAAACAGACAACGCCCCUUCAUAUAAGAAUUCGUGCUGAGUGGGACACACGAUUUCUGCUAAACCCAUUGCCCCGAACACUGAAAGUCACCUUUUACAGACCGCACAUUGCGCACACGGUUCGGUUUCUGUUUAAUUUCUCGGGAUAAUGGAAUUGGCCCCCUCUCGGCGCAAAGGGCGCCUGCUGCGGCAGAACAGACGGUGAGAGAUGGGGAGGGGGGUGAAAGAUAGGAUCUGGGAUGGCUAUGGAAAAGUCUCCCUUCUAUUUUUGUACUGUUAGCUUUAAGACCGGGACUGACCAUAACACAGAUCCACUAAUUCAUAGACCCCUGACAGUCCCAGAUGGCUACGCAGUUGCCUAAACAAAGCCUUUUGGCUUGAACGAGCUCCCCUUUUGCCAUAUCAAGAAGAGUAUUGUCAUUUUCACAAUGCUGUCAUCCUGCUCCACAGCACUGGAUGUAUGUGUACAAUUGUAUUCAUAUAAUGAUUUCAAUUUGAGUCCCUUAUUUUUGUAUUUAAGUUUAGUGGAUAUAACCCUGAUCUCUGAUUUUUGGUUGAAAUAAAUGGAGGUUGAAAUAUGAAAAUAA